AUGGGUGCAGCCCAGUCGAAUGAGCAUGGCGCAUCAUCCCCAGAAGAGUUGAGCUACAUGCUUGCUGAGCGCUUCGCCACAAAAUGCUUUACGCCAUUAGAGCUCACACAUUUCAAAGACAACUUCUUCUCUCGGGCCUUAGAGCAGGGAGGCCUGCGGCACUGGAAUGAGAAAGUCCUUUCAGACUUCUUGGGUAUCCCAGACGGUAUCUUUACCUCUUCACAGGAACAACCGUUAGAUGCAGGGCCGGUGAUUUUUCGCAUGGUUUCUUAUCUGGGAGCCUUUCCAUUCCAAAACACGCUCGCGCCCAGUGUAUUGACCUUUGAGGCCAUGGUUAAGGUCGUUGUGCUUUUGACAGACCGCUACGGGAAAGCGCUGAAGCGAGGGCACAAAGACCGAAUCAAGUUACUCUUUGGAAGCUUGGCUGAUGUGGGGAGGAAGACUCCCGCCGAGGCUAAUGGAGAAUGUACGACCGAGGAUUCCGAAGCUUCGGCUGGGAAUUCCCAUGCGCUGGGGUUCUCUAUAGAUAAACCAGCCAAUGAUGAUUACGAUGAAGAUGAGGAUGAUGAUCUCGCACUUGCAGCACUGGACUCUCUCGAUGCGAUUGAAGUAUUCAAACACGAUCACCGUGUUGACAAGACCGUUUAUGAGACCCGAAUUUCUAUCGAUACGUUCCGCCGCUUGGUUAUGCUACUCCUUGUCAUUGCACCCCUGAAGCCAUUGGAUUCUUUGAAGAUAUAUACAUCUGGACUGGAUGUUCGGCGUAUGGAGUCGGUUAAGAACGAGGCAGACAGUAUUAUUGCGGCCUUUUCACCGGAAGAGAGUGAUGGGGGGAUAUCUUACAAGUCUUUUGCCCGGACGAUAUCACUGUCUCUUCCAUAUCUAUUCGACCCGCUGACUGCCCUUUUCGAGCACCUGCUUUUCAGCAAAAAUCUGAACCUAUCUCAACGCCGCCAUAAAGGUCUAGCUACGGAGACCGAACCCGAGGAGAGCGAGGAGAACGAAGAACCUCCCCUACAACCCGCUGCACUUACACUUCCGGGAAGUUUCGAAUCGGCCAUAUUAAAUCCGACAGUUAAUUCGCAUCUUUCGUUCUUCCUCCCAUCUAUCUCACCCGAUAUCAAUAUCCUCCGAGGUGGCGUCAAACUACAUCCCGUCUUCUCUACAAACGCCCACGGGUCUUCCUUAACAUAUUUCUCCCACCACGUCCUCACCUGGCAAUCUGCCACUCUCCUCAUCCUGCAAGGGGCUCUAGUAGAUUCAAGCAGUGAAGAGUUGAUAACACUAGGGGCCUACAUUCCCCAAACGUGGAAAACCGCCUCAUCGACCUCAGGCUCAUCUUCAAAAACAUCUGACAUCCUCCCCUGUCUCUUUCAACUAUCCCCAAAGCACCUCCUCCUCCCGGGAAACCCCUCCCCAUCCGCAAAGAAGCCCAACACCCCAAUCGCCUACUUCUCACCCAACACCGGCAUCGCAAUCGGCUGCCAAAUCCCCGCUCCGUCCCGCACGCACCAAACCUACCCGACCCCGCAUGGAGCAGGCAGCCUCAUAAUCGACGCGAACAUCGAAACGGCCGAGUUCCACGCCGCACCCAUUGGACACGACGGCGCCUUCUUACCCGCUAGUAAUACAUCGCCCGAAGACCCGCCCACAAAGAUCAAGCUUGAUCUGUAUACCCUGGAGAUUUGGGGCAUCGUUCCAGACCCAGAGGCGUCAUCAUCCGCAGAGACGAACUUGGGUCCCGUGGAGAUUCAGCGUGCAAAGUGGGAAUUUGAGGCACGGGAGGCUGAGCGUCGUCGUAAUAUCAAUAUCAAGGCUGGAGCUGGGGAUUCGGCGGCCGAGAGUGCGAGGUGGCUUUUGGAGGCGGCUGGUAUUAUUGGAGAUGAGUCUAGAUAUUCUGGUGGGAGGGGUUAG
Molecule: messenger RNA, 1914 nt
Organism: Penicillium roqueforti
Lineage: Eukaryota; Fungi; Ascomycota; Eurotiomycetes; Eurotiales; Aspergillaceae
Product: TLD domain-containing protein
Exons: 2
Coding region: 1-1914 (637 amino acids)
Source: RefSeq, a predicted model, not a curated record